Molecule: messenger RNA, 1248 nt
Organism: Rasamsonia emersonii CBS 393.64
Lineage: Eukaryota; Fungi; Ascomycota; Eurotiomycetes; Eurotiales; Trichocomaceae
Exons: 3
Coding region: 1-1248 (415 amino acids)
Biological process (GO): transmembrane transport
Cellular component (GO): plasma membrane; fungal-type vacuole membrane
Molecular function (GO): transmembrane transporter activity
Source: RefSeq, a predicted model, not a curated record
AUGGAGCACCCGAUCGCGCACGACGUCGAGAAGCACCCCGGAGUGGGCAAUCUCCUCUACGAUGACACGGGAGCCGUGCCGGGAGAGAGCUUUGAAUAUGGCGAUUCUCUCUACGCCCGGCUCCAGCGGUUUGCUGGAAAGCUCAGAGUGGAACAGCGAGGCAUUGAGCGUGUGCCGGAUGACGAGAGAACGGAUACUUCAUAUACGAACAUUGGUAGCAUGUGGCUUGCUGCAAACAUGGUGGUGACGUCGUUCGCCAUUGGCGUACUCGGGAAGUCGCUCUUUUACCUGGGAUUCGUCGACGCGAUCCUCGUCGUGUUCUUCUUCAAUAUCCUGGGUGUCAUGACGGUCUGCUUCUUCUCCUGCUUCGGUCCCGCUUUUGGAUUGCGUCAAAUGGUGCUCUCCCGGUUUUGGUUUGGCUGGUGGGGAGUCAAACUCAUUGCCAUAUUCAACGUGCUGGCCUGUAUCGGCUGGUCGGCAGCAAACGUAAUCGUCGGUGCACAGCUGAUUAACGCGGUGAAUCCCAACGUUCCUGGUUUUGCUGGCGUCAUCAUCAUCGCGGUCUGCACGUUCGUUGUCACGUUUUUUGGCUACAAGGUGGUGCAUGCGUACGAAUACUGGAGUUGGAUUCCAACGUUCAUCGUCUUCCUAAUCGUGUUGGGUGUCUUCGCCCAUUCCGGGGACUUUGUGAACAUCCCCAUGGGUGUCGGUACCUCGGAGCUGGGAGGCGUGCUCUCGUUCGGAUCCACGGUUUAUGGCUUCGCGACUGGCUGGACCAGCUAUGCAGCAGAUUACACCGUCUAUCAGCCCGCUAACCGCAGUCGCCGCAAGGUGUUUUUGGCGACAUGGCUUGGUAUCAUCACUCCUCUCCUCUUCACGGAGAUGCUGGGCGUGGCUGUCAUGACCGCCACCAGCCUUAAUGACGGCAACAAUGCCUACCAGGACGGCUAUAACGCUUCUGGCACCGGUGGCUUGCUGGCUGCUGUCCUCUUCCCCAAGCUGGGUGGCUUUGGCAAGUUCUGCGUCGUCAUCCUCGCACUGUCAAUCAUUGCCAACAACUGCCCCAACAUUUACUCGGUGUCCCUUACCCUCUUAGUUCUGGGCCGUUGGACUCGUCUCAUACCGCGCUUCAUCUGGACUCUUGUAGCCACCGGGGUCUACGUCGCCAUUGCUAUCCCCGGCUAUUCGCACUUCGGCGGUGUUGGAGAAUUUCAUGAACUUCAUCGCUUACUGGCUGGCGAUCUAUGA